This is a messenger RNA of Mizuhopecten yessoensis (Yesso scallop), 3357 nucleotides long. RefSeq names its product zinc finger protein 91-like. NCBI's taxonomy places the organism in Eukaryota, Metazoa, Mollusca, Bivalvia, Pectinida, Pectinidae. Bases 337 to 2727 code for a protein of 796 amino acids. The transcript is spliced from 3 exons. The record is from RefSeq and is a predicted model, not a curated record.
UCCGGUGUAAGACCAACAAAGGCAUUUUGAGAGACUGCUAUAUGAACCAGAAGAGCAUGACGAAAAGGUAAAUGACUGCAAUUCAGAUGACUUUUCUAUGUGGUGUCAUACCAUCCAGAAAUGGUAUCUCUUGGACGAAAAAUGUGCAUCAGGCAUUUAUUACCAACCUACCAGUGAAGAUAUAAACAACACUGCGUCAAACUCUUUCUUUCCUUCUGAUUCUGCCAUGGAACACAUAUAUGAAACGACAUAAAAUGAAUAUGGUACAAUGCUAUUGAGACAUUAGACCAUUCUGCUGUGACAACAAUUAAAUGAAUAAUCAUCAGAGGUUUACCCAUGGAGAAAACAAAUAACAAGUGUGAUAUCUGUGAUAAGGUGUUUAAUUCUCAAGCUCACCUGCGUAGGCAUCACAGAACACAUACAAGAGAGAAGCCCCAUAAAUGUGACGUCUGUGGUAAGGGGUUUAGUCAGUCAUCUAACCUACAGAGACAUCUUACCACACAUACAACAGAUAAGCUCCUCAAGUGUGAGGUGUGUGGUAGAGAAUUUCAUAAUUCAUCCCACCUACAGGCACAUUUCAGGGUACAUACAGGAGAUGUAGUAGAUAAUCUCUACAAGUGUGAUGUCUGUGGUAAGGAAUUUAAAUAUUUAUCUCACCUACGUAUGCAUCACAGGACACAUACAAAAGUUAAGCUUUUUAAGUGUGAUGUUUGUGAUAAAAAAUUCAGUCAAUCAUCUAGCCUCCUGGCACAUCACAGGACACAUACAGGAGAGAAACCUUACAAAUGUGAUGUCUGUGGUAAAGAAUUUAGUGUGUCAUCUAGCUUAGAGACACAUUUUAGGAUACACACAGGAGAGAAACCUUUCAAGUGUAAAGUUUGUGGUAAGGAAUUUAGUCAGUCAUCCUAUCUACGGCCGCAUUUGAUGACACACAGUGGAGAGAAUCCUUACAAAUGUGAUGUUUGUGGUAAGGCAUUCAAAAGAAAAGAAUCACUAAAGAGACAUUUCAGGACACAUACAGGCGAGAAGCCAUAUAAAUGUGAUAUCUGUUGUAAAGGAUUUAAUCAAUCGUCGCAUCUACAAACACAUCUCAAGACACAUACGGGUGUUAUAGAGAAACAUUUCAAAUGUUUUGUCUGUGGUAAGGAAUUUAGUAAGUCAUCUAGCUUAGAGAUACAUUUCAAUAUACAUACAGGAGAGAAGCCUAACAAGUGUGAUGUAUGCGGUAAGGGAUUUAGUUAUUCAUCUAGCCUACAGAGACAUCUCGAGACGCACACAGGAGAGAAGAUUUACAAGUGUUAUGUCUGUGACAGAGAGUUUAACCAGGCUACAGAUCUUAAGGAACAUUACUUGAUACAUUCGGGAGAGAAACCUUAUACAUGUGAUACAUGUGGAGAAGGAUUUAUUCAGUCAUGUGAUUUUCAGGCACAUCUACAGACACAUGUGGCAGAGAAGCUUUACACAAAUGGUAUCAGUGGAGAAGGAUUUAUUCAGUCAUGUGACUUAAAAGAACAUCUGGAGACACAUAAUGAAGAAAAGCCUUACAGCUCCGAAGUCUGUAGUGAGGAAUUUAGUGAGUCAUCUAGCUUAGAGACAAAUCUCAAAGCACAUACAGGAGGGAAGCCUUACAGAUGUGAAAUGUGUGGAGAAGGAUUUAUUCAGUCUUGUGACUUUAAAGAACAUCUGGAGACACAUAAUAAAGAAAAGCCUUACAGCUCUGAUGUUCGUAGUGAGGCAUUUAGUGAGUCAUCUAGCUUAGAGACAAAUCUCAAAGCACAUACAGGAGGGAAGCCUUACAGAUGCGAUCUCUGUGGAAAGGAAUUUAAUAGGCGAUAUUCCCUACAGAUACAUAUCAAGGUACAUAAAGAAGGAUAUAAGUACAAAUGUGGUGUCUGUGGUAAGGAGUUUGGUAAGUCAUCUCACCUACAGGCACAUUUUAGAACACAUACAGGAGAGAAACCUUUCAAAUGUGACGUAUGUGGUAAAGGAUUUAGUCAAUCAUCGCAUCUGCCACCACAUUUAAAGACGCAUAUUGGAGAUAAACGUUACAAAUAUGACGCCACUGGUAAGGGAUUUCACAGAAAAGAUUCUCUGCAGGGGCAUUUCAAGACAAAUACAGAAGAGAAACCUCACAAAUGUGAUAUAUGUGGAAAAGGAUUUAGUUAUUCCUCAAGUCUACCGUCACAUUCCAGGACACAUACCGGAGAGACUCCUUUCAAGUGUGGUGUUUGUAGUAAAGAAUUCAAUAGACGAGAUUCCCUGAAGUUACAUUUCAGGACACAUACAGGUGAAAAGCCAUAUAAAUGUGAUGUCUGUGGUAAGGAAUUUAGUCGAUCAUCGAACCUACAAGCACAUCUCAGGAUUCAUACAGGAGAUCAAGAAAAGCCCUACAAAUGUGAUGUCUGUUGUAAGCAGUUUAUUUCUUCGUUUUUCCUAAAGACACAUUCAAGGAUACAUACAGGUGAGAAGCCAUAUACAUGUGAUGUCUGUGAUAAGAGAUUUAGUUAUUCAUCUAGCCUACAGAGACAUCUCGAAACACACACAGGAGAGAAGUUUUACAAGUGUGAUAUCUGUGGUAGAGGAUUUAAUCAAUCAGUUGACCUUGAGGAACAUAACUGGAUACAUACAGGAGAGAAGCCUUACACAUGUAAUAUGUGUGGUGAGGGAUUUAUUCAGUCAUGUAACCUUCAGACACAUCUCAAAAUACAUACAGAAGAGAUGCUUUAAGCUCGAAUAUUCUUCGAAACUGCGUGAAACGUAAUCCUCUUGUGUUGGUUGCACUUGAUGUGAAGUGUGUUUUUUUGCGAAAUGUUGGCUGUUGCAGCAUACUUGGACCCCUCUUAUUUGUUCCCCAAAGAAAGAUUCGAAACUGAAUUAUGUUUCAGUAUUACUCGAUCCACGGUUUUAACAAGUCUACCAAAUGGUGGCACUAACUCACUGUCAUUGGCGAAGUUAAAUACUAUUAUUGGUGCUAUUUUUUAUGAUUGUUCAAUCUGAGUUGAACAUUGAAGUUCUUAAAAUGAGACUUUGAUAUCAGUGCGGGUGUAGAAUUCGGUAAAGGAUUGCGUCAGCAGAUCUACAGACAUACAUCAUAACACAUGAAGGAAAGAAAGCCGCUGUACAAACCUGUACAGUGUACGUCAGAGAUGGAGGAUUUAAUCAAUCACCUUGCAUAUAGAUCUCGUACAGGGCACAAUAGCAUUCAAGUCUUACGCACAGACGCACCUGCAAAAGAACACCUUCUAAAAAGAUUUUAAGAAAGCUUUCAAGUGUGGAGCACCCCUGUACCCCUUUCAUGUCAGCAGGAGAACAAUCCUUCCCGAACCACAGCUGUUUGACUACAUGUACCUCAAGCUA